This is a messenger RNA of Dryobates pubescens (Downy woodpecker), 1807 nucleotides long. It is a transcript of the gene PTBP1, whose product is annotated as polypyrimidine tract binding protein 1. The transcript has 15 exons. The coding region runs from base 110 to 1792 and encodes 560 amino acids. Lineage: Eukaryota; Metazoa; Chordata; Aves; Piciformes; Picidae. Gene Ontology annotation, cellular component: nucleus. The record is from RefSeq and is a predicted model, not a curated record. Gene Ontology annotation, biological process: regulation of RNA splicing; regulation of cell differentiation; mRNA processing. Gene Ontology annotation, molecular function: mRNA binding.
CGGGCCGGGCGGCGCCGCCAUUUUGUGAGUCUAUAACACGGAGCGGUUAGGUCUGUUCCUGCUAUUCCGGCGCCUCCACUCCGUUCCCGACGGGUCUCCUCUGUGUGCAAUGGACGGCAUUGUCCAAGAUAUAACAGUUGGUACAAAGCGGCGGGGAUCUGAGGAGCUUUUCACUACUUGUGUUACUAACGGACCUUUUAUCAUGAGCAGCAACUCUUCUUCUGCAGCUAAUGGAAACGACAGCAAGAAGUUCAAAGGCGACAACCGCAGCGCUGGGGUCCCAUCCCGAGUAAUCCACGUCCGUAAGCUCCCCAGUGAUGUCACGGAGGCAGAGGUCAUUUCUUUGGGCUUACCUUUUGGCAAGGUCACCAAUCUUCUCAUGUUGAAAGGCAAAAACCAGGCUUUCAUAGAGAUGAACACAGAAGACUCAGCCAACACCAUGGUCAACUACUACACCACUGUCACUCCAGUCCUCCGCAGCCAGCCCAUCUACAUCCAGUUCUCCAACCACAAGGAGCUCAAGACAGACAACUCUCCAAACCAAGCACGUGCCCAGGCAGCUCUGCAAGCUGUGAACUCUGUCCAGGCUGGAAACCUGGCCCUGGCAGCCCCUGCUGCUGCCGUCGACGCGGGAAUGGCGAUGGCUGGCCAGAGCCCUGUCCUGAGGAUCAUUGUGGAGAAUCUCUUCUAUCCUGUCACUCUAGAUGUUCUGCAUCAGAUUUUUUCCAAGUUUGGAACAGUCUUGAAAAUAAUCACAUUCACAAAGAACAACCAGUUCCAGGCCCUGUUACAAUAUGCUGACCCAGUGAGUGCUCAGCAUGCCAAACUGUCCCUGGAUGGACAGAACAUCUACAAUGCCUCCUGCACGCUGCGCAUCGAUUUCUCCAAGCUCACAAGCCUCAAUGUCAAAUACAAUAAUGAUAAGAGCAGAGAUUACACCAGGCCAGACCUUCCUUCUGGGGAUAGCCACCCCUCCCUUGAUCAGACCAUGGCAGCUGCUUUUGGUGCCCCAGGAAUAAUCUCUGCUUCUCCAUAUGCAGGAGCUGGCUUUCCUCCUACCUUUGCAAUUCCUCAGGCUGCAGGUACUGUAUUUCGCCUGCCAGUCCCAGCAGUUCAUGGAGCUUUGGCUCCUUUGGCUAUCCCAGCAGCUGCAGCGGCUGCAGCAGGACGGAUUACCAUUCCCGGCCUCACUGGGCCAGGGAACUCAGUUCUGCUGGUUAGCAAUCUGAAUACUGAGAGAGUUACACCCCAAUGCCUCUUUAUUCUUUUCGGAGUCUAUGGUGAUGUGCAGAGGGUGAAGAUCUUAUUUAAUAAGAAAGAGAAUGCCCUGGUUCAGAUGACUGAUGGAAACCAGGCCCAGCUUGCCAUGAGCCAUUUAAACGGGCAGAAGCUGCUGGGGAAGACGAUCCGGAUCACGCUGUCCAAGCACCAGACAGUGCAGCUUCCCCGCACGGACCAGGAGGACCGUGGCCUGACUAAGGACUAUGGCAACUCUCCUCUGCAUCGUUUCAAGAAGCCAGGCUCCAAAAACUUCCAGAACAUCUUUCCCCCAUCUGCCACUCUUCACCUGUCCAAUAUUGCACCCUCAAUAACUGAAGAAGACCUUAAGAUACUGUUUUCAAGCAAUGGUGGGGUAGUCAAAGGAUUCAAAUUCUUCCAGAAGGACCGGAAAAUGGCUCUGAUCCAGAUGGGCUCUGUGGAAGAAGCCAUUCAGUCGCUCAUUGACCUCCACAACCGCGACCUGGGUGAGAACCACCACCUGCGUGUGUCCUUCUCCAAGUCCACCAUCUGAAGCUUUUAUUUUUUU